AUGCCCGCAAACCGACGGCAGCAGACUGUCAAAUCCCCUCUCUCGCCGACCUUUCCAGCGACUCAAAAAUACACGAACAAGGAUGGUUCCAAAUUCAUAAGCAUUCCGAAGAUUUCGAACGUCAGCGACUCCUCCGACACGUCUCCAGCUAUGGCCCACACGACCACAAAACCGAAUGGUCAUCUGCCAACACCUCCUGCUGAUACCAACAAUGGUGCGCCCACGGUUAACCGCAAGAAACAGAAGCGUAGAGAGAAACUGGCCGCGAAGCUUGCUGCGGAACAGCCAUCAAAAAAUCUUACCAAUGGUGCUCAAGCAACUCCCGGUAGCCUCAGACGAAUGCAGGACGUAGAUGCGCGGUUUCGGGGUAACGGUUUAGAAGACCAGUACAGUGAGAACGGGCAAUUCGAUCAACCCGAAGAAUAUUACAAUAGCGAGGACCAAGACGAUGAAUAUUCGGGGUCUUAUGGCCGUGACGGGUCUUCUGCCAAUGGAUACGCGAUUUCAACAUUAAACAGCCCUGGGUCGAAGUCAAAGAAGAAGAAGAAAUCGUCAAAGCCAGCCAUGUCAGACAUACCUCAUCAUAUGCACCAUGCAACAAAUGGCUUAUCUCACGAUCAUGUAUCUCUCCCUUUACCACCGUUAGCACCCACGAACAUACCCCGCGGUCCCGGCAUAUCCAAGGAGAAAAUAUGGAACACCUCUUCCCAAGAAGAGCGAGAACGAAUAAAGGAAUUCUGGUUGUCUCUUGGCGAAGAUGAACGUAAAUCGCUGGUCAAGGUAGAAAAAGACGCGGUACUUAAGAAAAUGAAGGAACAACAGAAGCAUUCAUGUAGUUGUACCGUUUGUGGACGAAAACGCACCGCUAUCGAAGAAGAACUUGAGGUCCUAUAUGAUGCAUAUUACGAGGAAUUAGAACAGUACGCUCAUCACCAAGGCCCUGCAGUUCCACCGAUAAUGCCUUCGUCUCGGCGCUUCGGUGCCAUGAGCGGUUUGCAACCUCCUCACCGGUUACCCCCAACGUUCAAUCAGCAGCCCUCUCGAGGACGGAUAGUCGAACAAAUGGGCGACGAUGAUGACGAGGACGGCGACGAGGACUACAGUGACGAGGGCGACGAAGAAGACUUGAGCGACGAGGAAGAACCCGAGGAGAUACCGAGGAAUAAUCACGCCGCGGAUUUCUUUAGUUUUGGAAAUAGUCUUACAGUUCAGGGUGGAAUUCUCACGGUGGCGGACGAUUUGCUGAAGAAUGACGGUAAAAAGUUUAUCGAAAUGAUGGAACAGCUUGCCGAACGUCGAAUGGCACGGGAAGAAGACGCCAAGGAACAGUACUCCAACCAGAAUUAUGGGCAUCCUCCAAAUGGCGCAAUGCACUCUCACUCACAUGUUCACAAUCAUCCUCCGCCGCCCGAUGACGAAGGAGAUUACGAGGAUGACGAAGAGGACGAUGAGGGGGACUAUGAUGACAGCCAGGACGAGGAUUACGAUGAAGAGGAGAUGGAUACCAUGACGGAAGAGCAGCGGAUGGAGGAAGGGCGACGCAUGUUCCAGAUAUUUGCUGCGAGGAUGUUUGAGCAAAGGGUUUUGACAGCCUACAAGGAGAAGGUAGCGAAAGAACGUCAGCAAAAACUUCUCGAGGAACUUGAAGACGAAGACCGUGCCAAUUCGCAAAAAAAAGCGAAGAAAGCUAAAGAUGCCCAGAAGAAGAAGGACAAGCUUGCUCAGAAAAAGCAAGCGCUUGCGGAAGAGAAAGCUAAGCGCGAGUCGGAGAAAGCAGCGGAAGAGGCAGCGCUCCGUGCAGCAGAGGAGAAAAAGAUCCAAGAGCAGAAGCUAAGAGCUGAGGAGAAGCGCAAGAAGAAAGAAGCUCAGAAGAAAGCCGAAGAGGAAGAACGGUCACGGAAAGAAGCUGAGAAGCAGCGGCGCCUCCAGGAACAGAGAGAUCGCCAAGCGGAACUUGAGCGCAAGCAGAGGGAAGCUAAGGAGAAAGAACGAAAGGAGAGGGAAGAACUACGGCAAAAGGAAAGGGAUGCAAAGGAGUCUAAGGACCGGGAGGCAAAGGAGCGGCGAGAGAAGCAGGAGCGCGACAAACGCGAAAAAGAACUCAAGGCCAAAGCUGACAGGGAAGCCCGUGAGAAACAAAAGCGAGACGACAUAGCUGCCCAGCAAGCGGCGGUUCAAGCUGCUAAUACAGCGACCAUGGCAGCGAAGCGGCAACCCCCUGUUCCGAUUCCUGCAACUCUUCAGUCACAUGUAGCGCCCGUUGCUUCUCCUCAUGUUCCGGUCGCGACUCCAGCAAUACCGAAGGCUCCUACCCCUAUCAAAUUGCGUACAAGCUCUCAACAAGAUUCAAAUAGCUCAAUUCCCCAGACUCCACAAAGCAGCGCUCUGAGCCAGAACGCAUCCCCUGUACCAUCAACUCCACUGCAAGGUAGCCCGGGCCCAAUCGGCCCUCCUGGGAAGAAUCCGAUACAACAUCCGUUUAUACACCAACCACAAGCUACCUCGCCGAUACAUUCAGCUCUGAAGAGCCCGCCUGGGAUGCAAGCCAACCCCUUUGGUGGUAUGCCAAUAGGAAUGGGCUUCCAACCUGGGAUGCCUAUGAUGGCUCCAGGAUUUGAACGUAUGCACCACAAUCCAAUUUUUCCUCAUCAACAGCCCCUCGGAGGUCCUUUUAGGCCACUUGCUGGACCAAAUGGCAUGCCCAUCCACCCCGGAAUGAACAUGCACCAGAUGCCACAAGGCAGAGGCUUUCCAUUGCCUCACGGUCCUCCCGGGUUUCCGAACAUGCCAAACGGAAUGGGAGGUAUUGGGCAACUCUUUGGUCCUCCAAAGGACGCCCCACCGUCUCAAUCGCAUUCAAGACAGCCCUCUGCUUCAUAUGAGAAGCCUUUUGAUAACUUGAAUGGCGGGCCGCAGGCUCAGCCUAUUGCAAGGCCAGCUCCAAUUGGACGUCCUCCAAGUGUGGUGCAUGGUCACCGUAAAGAGGCUGGAAAUACCGAUAUGGAGGAUCUUACCAACCAACUCGGCAGCAGCGCUCUGCUAGAUGAUUCGGAUGAGCAACCUAUAAAUCCUGGCUUUGUUGGUCGGCGUUCGAGUGCCCUAUCCAAUCUAAACUCCAGACCAAACUUUCCUCCGAUGCCUUUUGGAAUGGAACCCACUUUCGGAAGUCCCAUACAUCCAUAUAAUACCUGGGGUGCACCACCGAAUCCUUUUGGACCGUCGUCCUUACCAGGCUCGAGCUUCUCAGGUGGAUGGGGUCCUGUUCUCAAUGGUUCUUUUGGUAGUGCUGCGCCAAUGGUGCGUCCUUCGCAGCCACGCUCUGUGGCUGUCCGCCUCAUGAUAUGUCGUGCUUGCAAAAACAUGGAGGGAACUUCACCAGAUGGGUUCAACGACAUGAAUGUGAUCAAAGAGCAAAUCGACCAUUUCAACCCUGGCAACGAGCCUAUCUCUGAAAAGGAGGUCCUCGAUAUCUGCGAGACCGAGGGCAAUUCGAUCAACGGCGGUGGCUCUUUUGAUAUUCGCAGGGAUGAUAACGGAUGCUUCAUCCGACAUAAUAUUGAGAACGAAAACACGUCGGCGCAUCGUCCUGUUAAUCCACCGGGCGAGAUCGGUAGUCCUAUUGUGAGCAACGACAGAACGCCUCGAUUUCCUGGUCCUCCUCCUGGCCUUUAA
Glarea lozoyensis ATCC 20868 is the source of this 3672-nucleotide messenger RNA. RefSeq lists its product as uncharacterized. The record is from RefSeq and is a predicted model, not a curated record. The coding region runs from base 1 to 3672 and encodes 1223 amino acids. Lineage: Eukaryota; Fungi; Ascomycota; Leotiomycetes; Helotiales; Helotiaceae. The transcript has 2 exons.